Messenger RNA from Aspergillus mulundensis, 5916 nucleotides. RefSeq names its product sorting nexin Mvp1 (gene mvp1). The transcript is spliced from 8 exons. Bases 1 to 5916 code for a protein of 1971 amino acids. The record is from RefSeq and is a predicted model, not a curated record. Gene Ontology annotation, molecular function: ATP hydrolysis activity; phosphatidylinositol-3-phosphate binding; ATP binding. Gene Ontology annotation, cellular component: endosome. NCBI's taxonomy places the organism in Eukaryota, Fungi, Ascomycota, Eurotiomycetes, Eurotiales, Aspergillaceae. Gene Ontology annotation, biological process: retrograde transport, endosome to Golgi; protein targeting to vacuole.
AUGGCCAUGGGACAAGGAGAGCAGCGCGCCAUACACGCUUUCUUCAGAAAAGGUCAUUAUGAUUUCUCAACCAUCAGUGAACAUGUGCUCAUAGAUGCAGACUUCGGAGUAUCUAAACCUGUCGUACAGCCUGUCGACAUUGGCCUCCUUCGUCCCACUACCUCCCCUGAAUCCAAUUCCAAUGGAUCGCCUACACUCCAAUCACCGCCCGUAGCGGCACUUGACCACGACCCCAACUCGGAUCGAAGAAAGCGGCGAAAAACCAGCAGAGAUGCGGAUAAUGCUUCGGUUGUUGACGCGGUGACGGAAGGCGAGCCAAUUCAUGAGGGCAGCGAUCUGGCUGAAGACGGAACUACGAUUGCAAUUGCGGAGACACCAAGCACAUCAUAUGCGGUCCAGGUUCCAGCCCUGCCUCAGGGAAGUGAACCUCUGCAAUCGGUUACCGGCAGCUCUGAUUAUACACCUGUCGAUCCUGGUGAGAAGAAGCAAAGGGUGGUCAAACUGAACGCGAACGGGAAGCUUCUCAGUUCCCCGGUUGCCAACAAGUUUGCCGAUAUGUCUAAGAGAAAGAGUAGCAGGCGCGGAAGGCCACCGGCACGGCUUACCGAGGACGUGGAAAAGAAGCUUGUCGUGAUCAAAUAUAUAAAUCAAGACGGGCACUCGCAAAGUAUAGGGCAGCAAAUUAACGAGAUUCUUAGCGGAAGGAGGAAGCAUACUACCUCAAAUCAUCCUGCCCGUCCGACCACUACCAUUCCAGCAGCAACCACGAGACAACCACCAAAGGCUACCCAUCCAUUCUUCCUGAAGAAGGCAGCACAAAAGCCGGACGUCUCUUCCACUGACCCGCCACCUCAAGAUCUGCCUUCCACACCCGCCGAUGAGAAUGUCACAAGCAAACCUAACCCAGCUCUAUUACCACCAUUCUCCAAGCCAGCAUUAUCUUUCAAACAUGUCUUUGCAAAAGUUCCGGAUCCCGUGCACCCACUUUGGCCUCCGUCUGGGUUAACUCACGUGCGAGAUCUUAAUCACUCGUACGACUCGGGCGAUGACCGCCAAACUUUCGAGACAGACACCAGGAAAUCAAAGACACCUGCUGUACAGGUUAGUGACGAAGAGAGCGUGCUCGCUUCGAUCAAAAGCUCGGCCAAUGUUGACCGGGCUUUGCGUGAGCCACGUCAACAGGUCAUCAGUGGACGAGUGCUGCAGGCGAACAUAGCCAAACGAUUAACGGGACAGCGCGCAGCUUCUGAUACAGGAGAGACCCCGGCAUACGACGCGUUUCAUCCAGCUGUUGCCAAGUUAUACGCGUCUUUACCCACUUCACUAUCUGCUUUUGAUCGUGGAGAUUACGAGGCACAGAUCUGGGCGCAUAAAUAUGCGCCUACCUCCGCACAACAGGUUCUUUGCGCGACCAAAGAAGCUCUGAUGUUGCGCGAUUGGCUAAACCAUCUCGUUGUCUCGAAUGUUGAGAUGGGCAAUCCCUCGAAAGACAAUGAGAGAGCUAAACGGAAAGAAGAGAAGAAGCGCAAAAGACGGAAGAAAGCGGAUAAACUGGAUGGAUUCGUCGUCGACAGCGAAGAUGAGUAUUCCGAGAUGGGUGAGAUCUCCGGUUCUGACGAUGAAUUGGCCGGUGAUGUGACGACGGUAUCCAGCAAGCGAACCGUAAUUCGAACAGGAGAUUUGACAUUCAGUCUGAGGUCCAACAAUGAACGUGGUCGUAUGACCAAUGCAAUUCUCCUCAGCGGUCCUUCAGGAUGCGGUAAAACCGCCUCUGUUUAUGCAGUGGCGAAAGAGAUGGACUUCGAGGUCUUCGAGAUCAAUGCAGGCUCCAGACGCAGUGCGAAAGAUAUCUUGGAUCGGAUUGGCGACAUGACUCAAAACCACCUUGUGCAUAACUUGCACGACAAGGAAAAUCGGAAUCAGGCUUCCGGCACAGAGUCGCAGGUUGAUGAGCUGGAAGACGCGAAGCAGAACAAGUUAAAGGGAUUCUUCAAAUCUGCUUCGACGGCUAAGAAACCUGGCAGGCCAAAGUCAAAGGCUUCUGCGAAGGAAAGCACCGUACAAGCCCGAAGCCAGAAACAAUCUUUGAUCCUUCUAGAGGAAGCGGACAUCUUGUUUGAGGAAGAUAAGCAGUUCUGGUCCGGAGUCCUUACUCUGAUCAACCAGUCGAAGCGCCCAAUAGUUAUAACCUGCAACGAUGAGAGCCUUGUCCCGCUUGAUGAUAUAUCCUUCCACGCCAUACUUCGGUAUAGGGCUCCAUCACAGGAACUGGCGGUCGACUACCUUCUCCUGAUGGCUGCGAAUGAAGGCCACAUACUCGAGCGGACGGCGAUUGAGAAACUCUACUCGAGCACCGGUAAUGACCUUCGAAAAUCCAUAAUGGACUUGAAUUACUGGUGCCAGAUGGCCGUCGGAAGCGAAAAAUCGGGCCUAGAUUGGAUGAUUGACCGAUGGCCACAAGGUAUAGACCUUGACUCUAAUGGGGACAAAAUGCGGGUACUCAGCAUGGAUACAUACGAUGAUUAUAUGGGCUGGUUCAGUCGGGAUGUUUCCAUCAGCCCCGGCCUGACGACCGAGAUCGAGCUUCGAGAGGAAGCUCUGCACUGGUGGCAGUUGAGCUUACAAGAGGCCGAUGACAUGGAGGAUAUGCAGCGUCGACCUUUCUCAGAACAGAGCUCGGGCAUGUCGAAACUCGAGCUCCUAGAAAACCUGCAUCAUCAGUCCGAGUAUGCGGAAUCACGAAGUGUCUUGGAUGUUCUUACUGCGUCUUGCUCCCUGGAUGCCAAGAAGGACGCGAUUGACACAUCUGUACCCCCGAUCUGCGAAAAGCAAAAGCUAAAUUUCGUCGAAGGAUAUCACCUAUUACAGGCUGACCAUGUCCCCGAUUACACCACUCUAACCUUGGACGUUGGGAGUACUUUCCAGGCUCUGGUUGGAAGAGCAUUCCGCCGAAUGGAUGAAGCUGAUUUGAAGGAUAUGCUAGCUACGAACUUGUUCGAAGCUGUCUCCAAGCCCAAGGCAGCUCAGUCUCAUGACAAGGAGCUUCUAGACGCGCUCAUGCCAGCCAUGAAGCCCGAUUGCGAAACUCUACCGCCCAGUGGGAGCGCAGAGCUUGCGUUCGAAUAUGGCCAACGAUCAAUCGCCGAAGAUGUCACGCCCUACGUUCGAUCAAUAGUUGCGUUUGACCUGCGUCUCGAGAAUUACCGCAGGGAACUCAGCGGCCUUCUGUCUGGCAACGGGAGAGGCACGAAACGAAUGCGGACUACUCGCGCUAGUCGAGCAGCGCUAGAGGGUGGUAAUAAGGCGGAAACUCGAAGGGAAAGAUGGUUCUCCUCGGCUUUGAAUGUACAACGAAUUCUAGCCACGGGCAACAAGGAAUGGCAAGAUCUGCUGGUUCAGAAUGGAUAUUUCACCGUGCCUGUGGCAGGAGAGCAGGCGGUCGGGGAUGAUAUACUCUCUCCGCGGUCAGCCACAACAUCGACAUCAUCCCCUCAAAGCACUCGCGUCACCCUUUCCCUAUCAUCACAGGGAAAGCAGGUCUUCUCUCUCAAGCCUUUCAGUAUCUUUGGACUCCGUUACUCUCAGUCGCCGUCCGGUCAAAUCGAAAUUGGAACUAUUAAUCCUCCCCAGGCUAGGCUUGUCCGGAAGUCCUUCUGUCCGUCUCUUAUCACCUCCGACCGAGCUCCGUCCCUCGCAUCCUUCCUUCACCGUACUGCGCAUCGCUCAUCCUCUAUGUCCCUGUUCGGCACGUCGCCGGACGAUUCCCCGGCGGCUGAUUCAGCUCGGAGAUCGAAAUCCUCUUUGUUUGCCGACGAGGCUUCGUUUGGCACUGGCGGCGCCAACUUCGGCAGCUCCUCUCUCUUCGCUGAUGACGACAGUUUAGGCUCACCGUGGAGUAAUAACACUGGCAAACGGACGUCCAAGCAACAAUUGGUCAAGUCUUUGUUACCGGACUCAGAUGUUCCCGAAAGUUAUGUCGACGCGUACGACCUCGUGCUGAGUGCGGGGGAAAGAGCGGGAACGGGCGUUGGCUUAACGACCGUUCGAGAACUAUUGUCUGGUGGCGGACUUUCAGCGACGGACCAGGCCAAGAUCCUGAAUCUUGUUCUCUCUGGCGAUACUGACAGGCAUAACGGGCUCGGUCGCGGCGAGUUCAAUGUUCUAUUGGCUCUGAUAGGGCUCGCGCAGGAAGGCGAAGACCUUACUUUCGAUACGGUGGACGAUCGUCAGCUGCCGGUACCGAAAAGCUCGUACUUGGAUGGGUUGCGCGCAAAGCAAGAGUCCGCCAUGUCUCCUUCGCAUGAACACCCCCGUACUCCUCCCGCUCCCUCAGGUCCCGUACAAGAACCGAGCCCUUCUCAAUCACGCCGAGCUAGAGGAGACUCCAUGGGUGGCCUUGAUGCAGAUCCUUGGGGUAGUCCCCAGCUUCACCGUGGCCAUGCUCACGCUCAGAACGAAUCCGAACGCGGCAUGUUGAAUGGUUAUGGCAGUGCUCGAUCGGCGACGAACGCCUGGUCCAAAACUGGCGAUUCAGGGAAUCCGGCUGAGCCCUCUGACACUGCUCGCACUAACGGCCGACCUGAAGCUCGCAGCUCCAACAGCGCCGAGUUCGGGUGGGGGGAUCAUUUCCCACAAUCUUCAGACGGUAGUGGUCUUGGGGGCCCAGUUCGGCCCAAUUUAGGAGAUUUUGGACGGUCAGGUAGUGGCCACGGCGGCUCGAAUUCAGGUCGGCGCUCGCUAAACAUUGACCGGGCCAUCAAUAAUCAUGUCAAAGAAGUAGUCACGGUGACGCUACUGCAAGAAAAGGAGGGCUUGUUUAUGUUUCAGCAUCGCAAUUAUGAGGUUAAAUCGGCACGUCGGGGGAGUACGGUGGUUCGACGCUACAGUGAUUUUGUCUGGCUUCUUGAUUGUCUUCACAAACGAUACCCAUUCCGUCAGCUACCUUUACUUCCACCAAAACGCAUUGCAGUCAAUGGCACUCACCUCUCAGCGGAUUCAAAUUCAUUUCUCGAAAAGCGUCGGCGCGGCCUUGUACGAUUCACCAAUUCCCUUGUCUCACAUCCCGUCCUCAGCCAGGAGCAGCUUGUGGUCAUGUUCUUGACGGUACCUACGGAGCUUUCAGUAUGGCGAAAGCAAGCGACGAUAUCCGUGCAGGAUGAGUUUGCAGGUCGAGUUUUACCCCCGGAUCUAGAGGACUCCCUGCCAUCCACCCUUAUAGACACAUUUGACACUGUUAGGAGCGGUGUCAAACGCUCGGCGGAGGUAUACAUUAAUCUCUGCACGCUUCUCGAGCGGCUAGCCAAGCGCAAUGAAGGUCUUGCGGCGGAUCACCUGCGGUUUUCGCUCGCUCUUCAGUCCCUAACAGAAAUGACCAGGGACACAUAUGCGAUAGACACCAACGACGUACCCUUACUGAACGAAGGAAUCAAAGCCACGGCAAGACAUCUGUCCGCCAGUCAAAGUUUGCUAGAAGAUGAGGCACGGGCAUGGGAAGACGGGAUGUUGGAAGACCUAAAACGCCAACGGGACAACCUUGUCAGUGUACGGGAGAUGUUUGACCGACGGGACCGGCUUGCCCGUAACAACAUUCCCCAGUUAGAGAAGCGAAUCGAGACCAAUGAGCGGAAGCUCCAGGAUUUACGAGCGCGGCCUCAGGGGACGGUCAAACCUGGCGAGAUCGAAAAGGUUGAGGAGUCGAUUUUCAAGGACAAAGAGUCGAUUGUACAACAGCAUGCACGCGGGGUUUUCAUCAAAGAGUGCAUCCGCGACGAGCUUAUCUAUUUCCAACAGACCCAAUAUCACAUCAGCCGGCUGCACCAGGAUUGGAGUCAAGAGCGAGUCAAAUACUCCGAGUUGCAGGCUGACAACUGGCGGUCAUUGGGUGACCAGGUGGAGGGGAUGCCUCUGGGAGACUGA